Molecule: messenger RNA, 1596 nt
Organism: Durio zibethinus
Lineage: Eukaryota; Viridiplantae; Streptophyta; Magnoliopsida; Malvales; Malvaceae
Source: RefSeq, a predicted model, not a curated record
UUUCCUUCUCUUCUUUCCAAAAUAAAAAAAAAAGUCAUAAAGAACGUCAACAACAACAACACACGACAUUGUUUGAAGCAGUAAAACCAAGAAUCAUCAAUCAGAAUCCAUUACAUCACCCUUGCACAACGUUUAAAACAGUUGGGUUUUUUUUUUUUUCAAAAAAAUAACGUCUUUCUCUUUCAACUUUCAACCCCAAGGCGUUUGUUCUCCCUUCAGUUCUUCUUUUUCCAUGUAAAGAUUUUAACUUUUAUUCCAGAUUUUGAAGACCUUGUUCAAAGGCAUGAGGGACUUCAUUCUCGACUUUGAGUACUUAGCAGAAGGCCUGUGUUGGUAUUUUUUCGGGGCUUUGGACAUUGUUGCUGAGGAAUUAAUGGCCUUCUUCCCAGUUGGGGGAGAUCAUGAGACAGAAAAUCUGGCUGCCUUGUGCUUGGAAAGGAUUCCCCAAUUCCACAAGUGGUAUUUUGAGACAAUACGUAAAAAGACUUUUGGGUUUUUGAUAGAAGAUGGGUAUGUUUAUUUCACAGUUGUUGAUGAGGGUCUUGAAAACCAUGGUGUGCUUCAAUUUCUAGAGCACAUGAGAGAUGAAUUUAAAAAAGUCGCUAGGAAAGGUUCAAGAGGUAGCUUUUCAGGUACGAGUUCAAUUGGCAUCCAGGAGCAACUAUUGCCUGUUAUCCUGCGUUUGAUAACUUCAUUAGAACAUGUUUCAUAUAGUGGCAAUGAUUGGAAGGCUGAGGCUCCCUCAUCAGGUCAUGCAGGCCUCUCCCCAUCUCCCAGUGAUGCAAAUGUGCAACUUGAAGCUACUAGUUCUACUAAAGCCCCUUUGUUGGGAAAGUCUAGCAAGCAAGAGAAGAAAAAGUUGAAGGAUCAUGUGAUUGCAGUGAGAGAUAUUGAGUUGGAGGAGCAUCGGAAAUCUACAGAUAGAGGAGUGAAGGUUGAUUCAACAGCAUUGGAUUCUAAUAACCAAAGUGGAGCAAGUUCUUCAAUCUCAUUGCAGAAGGACUUGGGUUCAAUGAGGAUCAGAUCUGUCUCUCAGAACAUUCGAAAAAAAUGGUGGCGCCAUGUCCGAAUUGUUCUUGCUAUUGAUGCAGCUGUUUGCUUACUAUUGUUUGUGAUUUGGUUGUCAAUCUGUAAGGGAAUUGAGUGUACCCGUUCAUGAUUCCAAAUCAAUGCCACAACUGAAGUUUCAUGUUCAGGAUCGGGGAUAAAAAAUCCUGUAAGAAUAGGUUGAAAGCAAUAAUAUAUCAAUCUUGUUAGUGGGUUUAAAAAUCUCAUUUAAGGUAUGUGUUUCAAAUUACACAGGCAGUGGCAUGAGGUGUAGAGAGUCAUCUGUAUAGUUUCAUAGUUUUAAUGCAUAUGUACGUCAAAAUCAUAUUGUAAUAUACUGCAUCAUAGUUUUUCUUUUCUGAAUUUCAUGUUUCAAAGAUACGCAAACGUGCCACUACCACCCUCUGGUUAGUACUGAUUUCUAUCUUAUUGAGGCACUAUCUUAAAUUCUUAUUCUUCUAGUUCCACUCCAUGUUUGAAACUGUUAACUGAAGCAUUUCAAAGUUUGCCUGCCUUUCUCUCUUGACUGAUUUUGUGCCUAUGUUUUAA